Haemonchus placei is the source of this 1389-nucleotide messenger RNA. Lineage: Eukaryota; Metazoa; Nematoda; Chromadorea; Rhabditida; Trichostrongylidae. The record is from the annotation of a GenBank genome assembly.
AUGGCUUUGUUGCAGAGUAACUCCGAGAAUAUCAUUCCUGCUGAAAACGGUGCAAUGGAGGGCGUGGAUAGUGUAGAAAAUGCAAAAAAGGUUGUGGAGGCUGAAGAGGCUAAAGGUGAUGCGAAAGAAGUUAAUGACACAUCUGAUAAAACGGUAGAAAAAUCAGCCGAGCAAAACGACGUUGUUGAAGAAAGUGCUAUGGAUACCACUGAACAGAAACCAUCCCAAGAUGCAUCCCUUAAAGAGCAGCCUUCAAAAGAAGAGAAAGCGGAUGAAGAAAUGCCUCAAGAAACGCCUGGUAAAACAGAUAAGGCGGAAGAGGCAGAGGAGGAAGAGGAGGGCGAUGAUGAGGAGGGAGAACCCGAACAGAAGAAAGGAAUAUAUGAUAUGCCAUUGGAAGUUGAAGGGAAGCGAGAAAGGCAUAAGGUGGAAAGGAUUACUAUCGCUACGCCAACGCCUAAAAAAACUGUGGUACGGAUGGGAGAUGGCGUACCUUUGGGAGAGAUUGCGUAUAUCGAAGACCAACUACACAAGAAAUCAGCUGAGGAACUGAAAAUCAUGCAUAAGGUUCUGUACGGAAAUCCUGGAAAGGCAACCACAUUAAAGAGGGAAAUACGCAAGUUCAAAGGAUUUGCUUUUGAGGAGGAUUCACCAGAGUUCAAAAAGAAAGUUGCUCUGCUCAAUAAACUCACUAGCAAACAAUUAGCGACAAUCAAAAACGUGCUUGGAUUGCAUAGCGGUGGACAGUCAAAGGAUGCAGUGGUCACCACCAUUAUGGUAUUUCUUAUGAAAACUGUUGAUCAUGCUCGUCGUGUACCGGGAGGGAAGAAACGUAAAUCGUCUGGAAGGACUCCAACUUCGGCUAAACGAUCCAAGAAGGCCAAAGGCGAUGAUGAGAUUCUAACUGAAAGCGAUGACGAAGAUGAUGAUGAUGAGAAGCCACCUGCAAAGACACCAGCCAAGACCCCAGCAAAGGCAACAACGAAAACACCUGCUAAGUCUGCGAGAACGCCGAAGAGGGCUGCUACAACAAGAACUCCAAGAAAGAAGAGAGAAUCCAGUGCUUCGAAAGAAACGGCUUCAAAAACAGAUUCUGAUAGUGAUGACAGUGAUUCGAAGAAGAAGAAGUCAAAGAAGGCUUCGAAGAAGGACAGCGAUGACGAGACAAGCUCUAGCAGCUCUGUAGAGACCCAGAAGGAGAAGGAGGUCAGUCCCACGGAUAAGGAGCUAGAGGCCGUGAUCGAGGAGCUUCUAUCGCAAGUGGACUUAUCACAGGUCAGCAUGAAGCAGAUGUGCCAAGCGGUGAUUGAGAAGUUCCCCGGAACGAACAUCGCUACUCGUGUAGACUACUUGAAGGGCAAAAUCAAGCAGAGCUUGUCGUCAAAGUAA